Molecule: messenger RNA, 1430 nt
Organism: Scheffersomyces amazonensis
Lineage: Eukaryota; Fungi; Ascomycota; Pichiomycetes; Serinales; Debaryomycetaceae
Gene: ERG12
Product: mevalonate kinase
Exons: 1
Coding region: 23-1324 (433 amino acids)
Biological process (GO): ergosterol biosynthetic process; isoprenoid biosynthetic process; isopentenyl diphosphate biosynthetic process, mevalonate pathway
Cellular component (GO): cytosol; cytoplasm
Molecular function (GO): mevalonate kinase activity; ATP binding
Source: RefSeq, a predicted model, not a curated record
AUAUCAUCCUAUUAUAGGCUUAAUGACCGAAACGACAUUCUUUGUCAGUGCUCCAGGAAAGAUAAUUAUCUUCGGAGAACAUUCGGCAGUAUAUGGGAAACCAGCCAUUGCUGCAGCUCUUAGUUUAAGAGCAUAUUUACAAGUUAGUAGGAAUGAUAAUGAAAAUGAAAUUACAUUAAAAUUCCCCGAUAUCGAUCUUAGUUAUACAUGGAAUAAACAUGAUAUACCAUGGACUGAAAUAAGAAAGUUUAUUACUUAUGAAAAUGGAAAACCAGUAACUACUGAAGAAUUAGUUCCAGAAAUUGUCGAUAAAAUAUCUAAUUUACUUGGUGAUAUACCUUCUAGAACUCAUUUUACUACAUGUCUUUCAUUUCUUUAUUUAUAUACUCAUUUAUGUACUGAAGAUGUACCAGGAAAUACUUUUUGUAUUAGAUCUACUUUACCUAUUGGUGCAGGUUUAGGAUCUUCUGCUUCAACUGGUGUAUGUUUAGCAGCUGCAUUAUCAGUAUUAAGUGGGAAAAUUAAUAGUCCAACAACUUCAAUUCAUGAUAAAUCUUCAAAAGAUGAAACUCAUCAAUUAGAAUUUAUUGAUAAUUGGUCAUUAAUGGGAGAAAAAUGUUUUCAUGGUAAUCCAUCAGGAAUUGAUAAUGCUGUAGCAACUUAUGGUGGAGCAGUAAUGUUUCAAAGAGUAAGUGUACCAUCUCAACCAUCUAUUCGUACAACCAUGAGAAAUUUCCCCUCCAUGAAAUUACUCCUUACCAAUACUAAAAUUCCUAGAAGUACAGCGGAUUUAGUGGGUGGAGUUGCUAAAAGAAAUUCAGAAUAUCCAAAAUUAACUUCUCCAAUUUUAGAUGCUAUGGGUAAUUUAGCUUCUGAAGCUUAUAAAAUUAUGACAGCACCUGAAUUUGGUCAUGUUGAACUUGAAACUUUAAGAGAAUUAGUAGAAAUUAAUCAUGGAUUAUUAGUAGCUAUUGGAGUUUCUCAUCCUGCUUUAGAAAAAGUUAAAGUUAUUGCUGAUAUUAAUAAGAUCGGUGCAACAAAAUUGACAGGUGCUGGUGGUGGAGGAUGUGCAAUAACUUUAAUUGAUGAAUCGUCACCAAUAGAAUCUAUUCAUAAAGCCAUUAAUGAAUUUGGAAGAGAAGGUUUUGAUUCAUUUGAAACAUCUUUAGGAGGAAAAGGAGUAGCAAUGUUGACCAAACAUGAUGUUAGUGAAGAAAAUAGAAAUGUCGUAUUCUCCUUAGAGGAAUUCUCCGCCUUAAAGGAUAGCAUAAGUAUUGAGCAUCAAAUAGGUACUUCAGGUACUAAUAAUUGGAAAUACUGGUAAUGUUCAUUUUCAUGUAAAAGUUUUGCAUUAUUUUCUGUUAAUAGAGUAAAAUAGAAUGUAUAUAAUACAAAAGUUAAUAAUAAUAAUAAUAAUAUGUAUUAAUAAA